Molecule: messenger RNA, 2242 nt
Organism: Linum trigynum
Lineage: Eukaryota; Viridiplantae; Streptophyta; Magnoliopsida; Malpighiales; Linaceae
Source: the annotation of a GenBank genome assembly
CUCUGCAAGACUGCAACUCAGCAACUGUAGCGCCUUCCGUUUGCCGGCGAUGCCCGACCCCGAACAAUCCUACCCUCCAAAACCCUAAACCCUUUCUUUUUUUUUUCCCCCCCGCCGGCGAAAGAAAUGGCUAUCCCCACACUUCUCAGCCUCCUGAAAUCCCGAUCACUGCCUAUCCGAUUCAUCCAACCCGCUCUUUACACCUUCACACCCUCCAAAUCAAUGUCCCAAUCCACCGCGAUUCCCAGGAAGCAGGUGCGAGUCCGCGACCACGGCUACGACAACUACAUGGAAGUCCAGAAGAAAACCCGGCGGGUCCUGAAAUUCCAGUCCUUGAUUCUCCCCCAUCACAACCAGACCAUCCCAGUCUCCCGCCUCGACGGCCUCUCCCGGCGCCUCGGGUUCAAACAGUACGAGGCCGGCGCGUUCAUCCUCAAAUUCCCCCACAUCUUCGAAGUCUACGAGCACCCCGUCCAGCGGAUCCUCUACUGCCGCCUGACCCGCAAGGCCCUCCUCCAGAUCCUGGAAGAGAAGGAAGCCCUCCUCGCCCAAGUCCCCGACGCCGUGGUCCGAUUGAGGAAGCUGCUGAUGAUGUCGGGUACCCGCCGCCUGCGAUUGGAGCACGUCCGGGUCGCCAGGUCAGAAUUCGGGUUACCCGAUGAUUUUGAAUACUCUGUAGUUCGUAAGCACCCUGAGUAUUUCCGAUUGGUUGAUGCCAAGGAGACUAGGAACAAGUACAUUGAGAUUGUGGAGAGGGAUCCCAAGUUAGCUGUUUGUGCGAUAGAGAGGGUUAGGGAGAGGGAAUACAGAACCAGAGGUUUGGAUGCUGAGGAUUCCAGAUUCUCAUUUCUCAUUGAUUUCCCACCAGGGUUCAAGAUAGGCAAGUAUUACAGGAUUGCGGUGUGGAAGUGGCAGAGGGUUCCUUAUUGGUCCCCUUACGAGGACAUCUCGGGAUACGAUUUGAGGUCGAUCGAGGCUCAGAAGAGGAUGGAGAAGAGAGCGGUGGCGACGAUUCAUGAAUUGGUGUCGUUGACGGUGGAAAAGAAGAUUACUUUGGAGAGGAUCGCGCAUUUCAGGAUGGCGAUGAAUCUGCCCAAGAGGUUGAAGGAGUUCUUGCUUCAGCACCAGGGGAUAUUCUAUAUCUCGACCAGGGGGAAUCAGGGGAAGCUUCAUACUGUGUUCCUUAGGGAGGCUUAUAAAAGAGGGGAGUUGCUGGAGCCGAAUGACUUGUAUUUGGCACGGAGGAAGUUGGGAGACCUGGUGUUGAUGAGCCCUAGGAAGGCUAGAGUUGAUAGGGAGUUAGUCAGUUAUAGGAGGGAUGGAGACGAGGAUGAUAUGGAACGAGUUGGAAGAGUCUAUGCGGAAAAUGAGUUCAGAGGUGAGAGUUCUAAUGUGUUUGAUGGGAAGAAUGAAGGGGGUGAUUUGGUCUCCGAUUUGAGUAGUGAUGAGGACGGGGUUUAUACAGAGGGUGAAGGAGAUGAUCCAGAGGAUGCUUGUGCAACUGAGUAAAGGUAUUUCAACUUGCUGGAGCUAAUGUAACGCUUCAGAAGCAGAUACCGUUGUGAUUCAAGGAGAUGUUGAGAGCUGCACAAAAGAGAAAUCACAACUGAAGAUCUCAUGAGAAGGAUGUGCAUUGCUUAAUGAACUCAACAAGACAAUCUGAUGGGUGGUGCUUUGCACAUUUUGUCCUUCGUGGGGUUCUCAGGUAUAAACUUCUGAUGGCUAGCAUUGCUAUGAAGUUAGCUCUGGAAAUAGCCUAUUCAAGUUGAAUACUCAUAGUUGGGUAGCAUCAAGUUCCUGCUUGCUUCUGGCUGGUGGUGGUCGAGGUACGAGCGUCGACAAUCACAGAUGAAUGGUUUCCAGAGUUUAGCGUUAAUGGGGUCCACGAGCUCGUCUUUGUUCUGAGUAAAACUGCACAGAGAGGCCUGCUGAGUGCUGAUAGUGCUGCUGCUGAUAUGAGCUGGUUGUUGCUCGCCGAAAGUGUGGUACUUUUGCUUUAUAAACCGACAAUGGUGUUCACUGUCAUCCUAACGGAUUGUGCAGACCAGAAUGCGUGCAGACCCACAUUGAAUGUGAAAGAAGAGAGAGCACAGCAUAUGUCGUUCUGUCGGCGAGCAUGACAUUGAUUUGUUCCCUAAAGGAGACCCACCUUCUAUUGUGAUGUAAAAGGUUUGUCAUUCAUGUCAAGCUGUUGGCAAUUGUAUUUCUGAAACUCCCAAGUUAAUACACUAAUCUAAUUGGA